AGGGGCUCUGCUGGAUGGUGGAUGAUAGUAUGGAAAUGAUAACCAGCAUGUUGUGGUGCUCCAGGGUGAGAGUUAUUGUUUGAAAAGGUUCAGCCUUUCCGGCAAUACAUCUCUGAGUGACCCAUCAGAAAGCUCUCCUGAGAUGGCCAACCAGCAGAGGCUCUCCUCUUUAUGGAUUUUGCUGUUGAUAAUGGCCACCCUGUGCCCUGGCGCCCAGCAUGUGUACAGUAAACGAGGAGGCGGCUUCAGGGGCCGCGGUAAAGGCGAUGGGGACAAAGCGCCUCCGUCCCGGGGGCAAGGUUUCUCCAAACAGGGCCUGAAGUGGGCCGGAACCGCUGCCGGCAUGCUGGGCGGGACGGGCAUUGGCUACGGGCUGGGCUUUCUUGGAAGGCCAAAACAUGGGUCUGGGAACCAUAAAGGUGGCUCUUCAGAGCAGAAACAGCAGCCCUAUUACCAGGAAUCUCAAAGACACAGCAACCAGUCUCUCUGGAGAGCUUUUGUUAAAGGGGCUGCCCCUGCCUCGCUGAACACCGCCUUCCACACCCUCGGACACGUGGUGCCGUUUCUUACCGCGGUGUGGAUAAGAGACAUUUGAUCCAAUGUCUAAUUGCGAAGAAAACUAUCAAACUAACAAUUUCAUUAAAGCUUUGAUA
Menidia menidia (Atlantic silverside) is the source of this 653-nucleotide messenger RNA. The record is from the annotation of a GenBank genome assembly. NCBI's taxonomy places the organism in Eukaryota, Metazoa, Chordata, Actinopteri, Atheriniformes, Atherinopsidae.